GACUAAGUCUUGAUUGAACCACUGCGAGUGUAUGAGGACACUGCAGUUUCUAUAGUCGUCAUAGAUGCGUGGAGAGUUUACAUGCUGGACUUCAGGAUUGCUAGGUUGCAGUCGCAACUGACUGAACUAUUUUCUGAGGGUGUUGCGUUUGCGAGUAUACAUUUGAUCUUGCACACCGGUAAGAAGAGGAGCACAUAAUGAAAUAAUGAGGCUCGGCGUGGGAUCUAAAUGGGAUUUGAACCAGAAUCUUACCGGGAGUCUAGAUGCGGCAGGGUCGUUGCCUACUCAUCCUUCUCCUCUUCGUUAUCGUUAUUGUCAUCCAAUUCGUGGUGUCAGGAGACGCGGCCCCUCGAUGUGCAUUACUCCCUCAUCUGGGUUAGCCACCUCUUGAUAACAACGAGAGCAGCAGCUGAAGUGCAGUGAGCUAUCGCGGGGAAGAGGAGCAGUGGAGAGUCAUGGCAACGAUGGCGACCGCAAACCCUUCACAAUUUAGGGUCGAUUCGAUCCGGAGCUCCACGUUCUUCAAUGCUGGGCGGUGCCAGCUCUCCGCCCGUUGCACUGCUGCCGCGUCUCUCCGCAGGCCCGUGGUUCGGCCCCUUCGCGUCAAUGCAACCCAAGAAAGGAGCUAUGUGAUGGUCAAGCCAGACGGUGUACAACGCGGCCAUGUUGGCGAAAUUAUCUCGAGGUUUGAACGGAAGGGCUUUCAACUCAUUGGACUCAAGCUCUUCAAAACCCCGAAAGAACUUGCAGAGGAGCACUACGGAGAAUUGAAGGAGAAGCCAUUCUAUGGAAAGCUCGUUGACUACAUCAUCUCAGGCCCUGUUGUCUGCAUCGCUUUGGAAGGGCCUGGAGUGGUGGCGUCGGCACGGAAAUUGAUCGGCGCAACCAAUCCUUUGAACGCUGAGCCAGGCACCAUCCGUGGUGACUUAGGUAUCGAAGUAGGAAGGAAUGUUGUCCACGGAAGUGACAGCCCUGAGAAUGGUCUCCGGGAGCUUGGGCUUUGGUUCGACCAAGAUGAGCUCAUCGAGUGGGAACAACACAUGACUCCGUGGCUGAAGGAGUGAAAUUCUCUUUCAAGCUUUAGCACAGUUGCAGUCUUGCAGAAGGAGAUGGUCUUAGAGGAUCCAUCUCAUUCGCUACCGUGAAAGGCAUAGAAUCGAUUUACUUUCAGGCAAGUAAAAUUCCAAUCGGCAUCUUUGAAUGAUGAGAAAAAGAAAAAGAAACUAUUUGAGGCUUGUAUGAGUAUUGUUCGUGCACUGCAUUCAAAGAGCUUCACUUAUCAAAAUUAAAUGAUUCCAUCACUUAGUGCUCUAUCCCUAGGGAACACGAACACGAAAUGGCAA
Molecule: messenger RNA, 1343 nt
Organism: Physcomitrium patens
Lineage: Eukaryota; Viridiplantae; Streptophyta; Bryopsida; Funariales; Funariaceae
Biological process (GO): CTP biosynthetic process; UTP biosynthetic process; GTP biosynthetic process
Molecular function (GO): nucleoside diphosphate kinase activity
Source: RefSeq, a predicted model, not a curated record